Molecule: messenger RNA, 1809 nt
Organism: [Torrubiella] hemipterigena
Lineage: Eukaryota; Fungi; Ascomycota; Sordariomycetes; Hypocreales; Clavicipitaceae
Source: the annotation of a GenBank genome assembly
GCGGGAAGCAAAGCCGGCAAACCUCCCACCGCAAAGCUCUCUGCAUCACCAACUGCAUCCGAGCAAACCACCGAAAAAUCAAUCAUCAUGUCGGCUGCUCAGCUUCUCAACCCAAAGGCCGAGUCUCGAAGAAGAGGCGAAGCUCUCAAAGUUAACAUUAGUGCUGGUGAGGGUCUCCAGGAUGUCCUCCGAUCCAACUUGGGCCCUCUGGGUACCAUCAAGAUGUUGGUCGACGGCGCUGGCCAGAUCAAGUUGACCAAGGACGGAAACAUCCUCCUCCGCGAAAUGCAGAUUCAGAACCCCACCGCCGUCAUGAUUGCGCGAGCCGCCACCGCCCAGGACGACAUUUGCGGCGACGGCACCACCUCCGUUGUUCUUCUCGUCGGUGAGCUGCUCAAGCAGGCCGAUCGUUACAUCUCCGAGGGUCUUCACCCGAGAAUUAUCACAGACGGUUUUGAUCUGGCUAAGGCCGAAGCCCUCAAGUUCCUCGAUGAAUUCAAGCUCUCCAAGGAGGUCGACCGCGAACUCCUCCUCAAUGUUGCCAAGACCUCUCUAGCCACCAAGCUCAACUCUACACUCGCUGCUAAGCUCACCCCCGAUAUCGUCGACGCCGUUCUCGCCAUCUACCAGGCUCCCGCUAAGCCCGACUUGCACAUGGUUGAAAUCAUGAAGAUGCAGCACCGCAUGGCUGCUGAUACCCAGCUUAUCCGCGGUCUCGCUCUUGACCACGGCGCUCGCCACCCCGAUAUGCCUAAGAGACUCGAGAACUGCUACAUCCUCACCAUGAACGUCAGUCUCGAAUACGAAAAGACCGAAAUCAACUCCAGCUUUUUCUACUCCAGCGCCGAGCAGCGCGACAAGCUCGUCGACAGUGAACGUCGCUUUGUCGAUGCCAAGCUCAAGAAGAUCGUCGAGCUCAAGAAGGAGCUCUGCGGAACCGACGGCAAGAAGAACUUUGUUGUCAUCAACCAGAAGGGCAUCGACCCUCUCUCUCUCGAUGUCCUCGCCAAGAACGGCAUUCUCGCUCUCCGUCGUGCCAAGCGUAGAAACAUGGAGCGUCUGCAGCUCAUCUGCGGUGGUAUCGCCCAGAACAGUGUGGAGGAGUUGUCUGAGGAGGUUCUUGGAUGGGCUGGUCUCGUCUACGAACAGACCCUCGGUGAGGAGAAGUACACUUUUGUUGAGGAGGUCAAGGACCCCAAGUCUGUCACGCUCUUGAUCAAGGGCCCUAACCAGCACACCAUCGCUCAAGUCUCAGAUGCCGUUCGUGAUGGUUUGAGAAGUGUCUACAACAUGAUUGUCGACAAGAGCGUCGUGCCUGGUGCCGGUGCUUUCCAGAUUGCUUGCGCUGCUCACCUCAAGGGUGAUGAGUUCUCCAAGACUGUCAAGGGCAAGGCCAAGUGGGGUGUCGAAGCUUUUGCCGAUGCUCUCCUCGUCAUUCCCAAGACUCUUGCCGCCAAUGCUGGUCACGAUGUCCAGGAUGCUUUGGCUGCUCUUCAAGACGAACACCGCGAAGGUGAAGUUGUUGGUCUCAACCUGGAGACUGGUGAGCCCAUGGAUCCCGAACUUGAGGGUGUCUUUGACUCUUUCCGUGUGUUGCGCAACUGUAUUGCUUCUUCGUCCAGCAUUGCCUCAAAUCUCUUGCUCUGCGAUGAGAUGCUGAAGGCGCGCCAGAUGACACGCUCGAGCGGACCUGGCCCUGAGGGUGAAGAGUAAAAGUAAAAUGAAAAUUGUAAGGGUAUUAGAGUAAAAAGCAAUCUACUGUAGACAAAAGUUCACAAGAUGAUUCAAUAAUAUUACAUAUUUUUCGUC